UGCGUGUCAUUAUCUGGAAGCAAAAAGUCAUACAACACACAAAAUAUUUCAGCGAAAUAGAAAAUCAUUAUCUUAAAAAAAGUAUGGAACAAAAUCCCCAACAACCGGUACCACCACAGUAUACAGUGCAGUACGAUACGCAGCAGCAGCAGGCCCCUGCUGUUCAGUUUAUGCCGAUUGCAAUGGCAACUGUACCACCACCUGCCUCAUCAUUAACGAGCGUCAACAUGCAUCUUUUAGCAGAUAUACCGCAGUCAUUACGAGAUCAAUUAACCGUAACUGGUAUCUGUUAUAUUAUAAUUGGUCUAUUAUUAAUUGGUUUCAACAUUGGUCUUGUCAUAAAUCAUUCAUUAACUUACAGUUUGACAAGUUUACUUAUGUUGGUCGUCUGGCAGUUAAUGGUAUUAAUAGUAGCAUUUGUUUUGCACUGCAUAGGUUUUGCCCUAACAACAUGUGGAAGAUAUACUGAUGGAUGUUGGAGAGUAACAAUUAUUGUAAUUGGACGACGAAGACAGCCACAACUGCCAUCAGAACGCCGAUUUUACGACGGUGGAAACACAAAUACAAGUCAAUUCAGUUGA
This is a messenger RNA of Didymodactylos carnosus, 581 nucleotides long. NCBI's taxonomy places the organism in Eukaryota, Metazoa, Rotifera, Eurotatoria, Philodinida, Philodinidae. The record is from the annotation of a GenBank genome assembly.